AGUGGAAUUGAAAAACCCACAAAAAGAAGAAAAAAGAAACGCUCACUAGCCAUGAAGGUUCCGUACAACACAAUCUGUAGACUCUGUUAGACCCAUUGUCAAAAGGGUUUCAAAAUCAAAGUUCAGGUUUAGCAUAUAAUCUCUCAUUUUCUCUUAAAAAGGUGCCACCUUUAAAAGCUUCGUGCUUUUCUUGUUCUUUUUGUUUUUUAGCACUUUCUUUGAGAAAUGACUGUUUGGUUUCUUAGAAAAUGUGGGAAAAGAAGCUAAAGUUUUGAACUUUAUGAUGUUUCGUUUUUUAAAAAUGGGGUCUUUUGUUAAGGCUACUAAUGUAACCAUUUUAUUUAGGAGUUUCUUAUGUUUUGUUAUGUAGUUCUUUGGAUGUUCAAAAAAAUGGUAAUACCGAGGAUUUGCUUCGUUAAUGAGUGAAAGGGGGGAAAGCAAGUUUCCUGAGAUGUGUUUGUUACUUAAAGCAUAAUUUAUUUCUUGCCCGAUUAAAUUCUGAAGCCAGCUGAGGAUUCAAGGUUAACUUUGAUGCUCUGUGUAGUUUCUUUGUAUUCAUAUAUUUUUUUGUAUGAUUAUGCAUUAACAGCGUUCUUGGUGUCUUUCAUGAAUGUGUAUGAUAAUGAGACGGUCUGUUCUUGAAUUGGCUGUUUAAAGUUACUGAGUUGGCUGUAUGCGUGAAGACUUGAACAUUAUAAACCCAUCAUUGUCUGUUUCAUUUAAAGCACUAUUUUUAAUGCUUGAACAUUAUAACUCGAUUUGACAUUUGUAGCUGGGGACUUUGGUUAACCUUGCUUGUUACAUGUUUGUUGACAUUCCUAUGCGGUUAAACGGGCCCGUCUUUAUGUUCUUUUCUCGGAAAAUAUUUCCAGCAGGGAACCUUUACCUUUCUUUCCAAGGAAAAUAUUGAUCAUUAUGGUGCUAAAGAACUAUUUUACGGCGUCUAAACCUGGUUGCAUGCUAGACUUUAUACACGUUGAGGCAUUGCUAUUUCUAAAACAAGUGGAGCUAAGGGACAUAGGGAACUUAAAAUAGAUACAAUGCCUACAUAAAAUGGUUUAAUAUCCCUUGAUUGAAAUUCAUCCAGGUCUGAGCAGUUUGACUCUAUGCGUGUAUUAGUUCUGGUGUAUAUGCUCUUUGCUAGGUGUGUGAGCAUGAAUUACUGUAUGUUUGUUGCAUCUGAAUUUUCUUUUGAUAUUUGUCUUUUGAAUGUGAGAAUUUAAUCAAGAUUUCUAUUUUACUCUAAAAGCUUCAAGGGAAUAGCAAUGGCUUUACAAGCUUACUUGGACAACUACCUGUUGGCACUGAGCUCCUUGGACUCGAGUCAGGUGACCACAGACUUGGUAAAGUCUUCAAAUUCUGAGAACAUACUACAAAGAGGUCAAAUCCACGCUGCACUAGGUUGUUGCUCAAAUGCAUCAUCUGGAAAAUUUCCAGGAUCUUUAAUCAAGAUUCCAGAUUUGAAUGUGGCCGAAGUAUCCGAGGAUAGGGAAAAAACUAUUUUAAAUAGUAUUACUAACUUAGAAUCGAGUCUUGCAGCAAGUUUUUUAGCUACUGGGUCCAAUUCAGCUGUUCCAAAAGGUCUCCAGUUACAAGGAAGCGCUUCUACUGACACGGAUCAUCUUGAUUUAUCCACAUUCCCCCUCUUGAUGUCACCUAAUUUAAGUAAUUUUGGAUCUUCCACUGCCUGCUACUCGAUAGCAGAGGAAGAUGUCCAUCUAGGCCAAAAUAGGCUACAAAUUCAGAAAAGGAAACGUCAACAAGGAGAUAUACGUACCACAUUUCAGUCUGAAUUGCAAAAGAGUCUAGAUUCACUUCUUGAUUUCAAAAGAGAGGGGCUUUCCUCUUCACCUCAGCUACAUAAGAAAAUCAGAUUAGACAAUCAGAAAAAUGCUAUUCUACAAGAGAAUAUUAUUCAGCAGCUACUGCCAAGCCAGGAUUCAGUGCAACUGCAAGCUUCACGCCCAACUCUACAUGCAUUAGUCCCACAGAAUAAGUUAGGGAAUCAAAAGCAGCAGGAUACUUUGCAGUCAACUCUUCAAUUGCUGGGAGUUAAUAUGAAGCAGCAGCAGCAGCGACAAAUGAGGGACUACCUGCAAAGUCUGGCCUUGCCACGAGUCCAAUCUAUGCUUUCAUUCAAUGCUAAUGUAUGUUCACGCAGGCUAAUGCAAUACAUGUAUCAUCAGCGGCAACGACCUCCUUGGUAUUUCUUAUUGGAGAAAAUUUGUUGCAGAGUAUUAUGCUCCUUGUGCUAAGAAACGGUGGUGUUUGUCUUCAUGUGAUAGUGCCAGACUUCAUGCCAUAGGUGUAUUCUCCCAGGGUACAUGGCAUUGUGA
Messenger RNA from Populus trichocarpa (black cottonwood), 2336 nucleotides. RefSeq names its product probable transcriptional regulator SLK2. The record is from RefSeq and is a predicted model, not a curated record. The transcript has 3 exons. Bases 1266 to 2255 code for a protein of 329 amino acids. Gene Ontology annotation, biological process: positive regulation of transcription by RNA polymerase II; negative regulation of transcription by RNA polymerase II. Gene Ontology annotation, cellular component: transcription regulator complex; nucleus. Lineage: Eukaryota; Viridiplantae; Streptophyta; Magnoliopsida; Malpighiales; Salicaceae.